AUGUCAUGUACAACAAUAACUACAACAACAACCGCAGCAAACGAUGUGCAUGAUAAUUCCGCAGAAAAAGUGUGUGAUAUAUCACCGAAUACUGCACGACGAGUACGCACCGAUUUGAAAACUUCACAAAAUGUUUAUCUGAACAAAACAUAUGGACCAACAACACGUUCGAGGACGUCAUCACCAAUUGCAAUUAAAGGCAGGCAACACACUGCGGUGGCUGAUCAACAACAUCAACGUAAACACUCACCGUAUCAUUCCAGGCAGCAGCAACAACAACAAAUGUCACAUGAAAAUCUGUAUCAUCAUCCUCCUUCGUUUGGUAGUCCCAAAAAUUCCCAUUACAAAUAUAAAAGCAAUGCCACAACAUCUGCCAAUGUGGUAACCUUGUCUUCACCAUCGUCGAGAAAUAUACGCAGUUCGAUGGCAUGCAGCUCUGCUGCAUACAAUGCAGCCACAGCAACAACUACAACAAACGUACCAACAACUGUUGCUAGCACACGAAAGUAUUUGAGACGAAGCAAUUUCAUACUGACUGCUGCCAAACAUGUUGUCGAUGAUUCACGUAUUCUGUCCACAAGUGCACCGCACGAAGGUUCAUCAUACCUUAGUGCUCACUUGCCUGCACGUGCAACCCGUUUAUUGAAUCGUUCUCGUAUGCAGCAACACUGUACCCUGAACAACGAUAACGAUUCCGACAGCACAAGAUCUCCACUAAGCACACGACGUCACCACAAUACGGCCACAUCGUCGCGCAAUUCCACAGCAUCAUCGGUGACCAACAACUACAACAAUACCGGCAACAAUAGCAGUGGUAACAAUACAGCCAACUCAUCGCUGCAGCGAAGACAUCAGCAGCAUCAUCAUCAGAAUCACCAGCCAACAUCGUCAUCAUCGGCCGCCUACCAUCAGCAUCAACGUGACACGCACAGUUCAUCGGACGAUCUCAUGUUGUAUGAUAAAUCAUUUAGGAAUGCUAUGAUCCAAGAUGUGUUGCAGUUCAAGAAGCAAUUGUUACGUUUGCGUAAAAUACUGCAGGAGACCGAAACUCUCAAUCCAUUCGAAAACGAUAAUGGACAACUAUUUACAUCCUGUGGCUUGGACAGCAAAUUGCUAGACGACAUCGAUUUGGCCAGCCUAACGUCAUCGACCACAGAUGAUCCGGUACAGGAACUUUCGGAUCUACGAAGACAGGUGGUUUACCUUCAGGGACAAGUUGAUGAUCGUGAUCGUACAAUACGUAUGCAGAAAAAUCUCAUUGAACAAUUAGAGGCGGAAAAACAUAAAACAACAAAUCCAACGUCUGUUGAAAACGCAAAGGAAUGUGUUACCACGGCAACUCAAACCGAAAGGACUCGACCAUUAUCGAUUGGCAUGGAGGGUUUAUCGAGACUACAACAAUUUGGAGAACAAAAGAAGUAAGCCGGAAUAUACAAGUUAUACAACAUAUUUUCCGGUUACAAAUGGCACUACGGUCAUACAGCAGCAGCAACAUCAUAAUUCUGG
Molecule: messenger RNA, 1506 nt
Organism: Musca vetustissima
Lineage: Eukaryota; Metazoa; Arthropoda; Insecta; Diptera; Muscidae
Product: putative mediator of RNA polymerase II transcription subunit 24
Exons: 7
Coding region: 1-1422 (473 amino acids)
Source: RefSeq, a predicted model, not a curated record